Neoarius graeffei (lesser salmon catfish) is the source of this 911-nucleotide messenger RNA. It is a transcript of the gene ppifa, whose product is annotated as peptidylprolyl isomerase Fa. The transcript is spliced from 6 exons. The record is from RefSeq and is a predicted model, not a curated record. Gene Ontology annotation, molecular function: peptidyl-prolyl cis-trans isomerase activity. The coding region runs from base 86 to 712 and encodes 208 amino acids. NCBI's taxonomy places the organism in Eukaryota, Metazoa, Chordata, Actinopteri, Siluriformes, Ariidae. Gene Ontology annotation, biological process: protein folding; protein peptidyl-prolyl isomerization.
GCCGCGGUGUGUAAACAGAUGAGAGCUGAGCUCCAGCUCUGUGCCGCUGCUUUCACCCUCUGCAGUUUAUUUAUAACCGGGCGCCAUGUUACAAAUGAAAAAUCGCUUAAAAUACUGUUCACUCGCAAUCGCCGCCAGUCGCCUGCUGUCCGGAGCGGUGAGGGAUCCUGUGGUUUUCCUGGACAUUGCGGCUGAUGGCGAGUUUAUUGGCAGAAUUAUAAUCGAACUCAAUGCAGAUGUGGUUCCCAAAACAGCGGAGAACUUCAGAGCUCUGUGUACAGGAGAACUAGGGUUUGGAUAUAAGGGCUCCAUUUUCCAUAGAAUCAUUCCUGAGUUCAUGUGUCAGGGUGGAGAUUUCACAAAUCACAAUGGCACUGGUGGAAAAUCAAUUUACGGAAAGAAAUUCCAAGAUGAGAAUUUCAAGUUGAAACACACUGGACCAGGUGUGCUGUCAAUGGCGAACUCUGGGCCGAACACCAACGGAUCUCAGUUUUUCAUCUGCACUGCCAAAACCGAAUGGUACACAGACACAGCCUGCUUUCACAUAGGAUCAGGCUGUCUUACUGACACUAUAGUGCUUGAUGGCAAACAUGUUGUGUUUGGUCAAGUGAAAGAGGGCAUGGAGACUGUCAGGGUAAUGGAGUCGUAUGGUUUGCAUGAUGGAGGAACACUUAAGAAGAUUGUCAUCACAGACUGUGGGGAACUUAAAUAAUACACGACUUUACACUGUACAGACCUGACAACUGACUGUUCUCAUGUCAGUGAUUAAUCUCCAGUCAAAUGGGAAAGGUAAAUUUCAUAGCCAAUACUGCAUUUGGAUGUAAUUAUUUAUGAUGAAAGGGAUGUAAUGCUUUUAUAUCUUUUGGAUUCAAAUAAAUAUGACCCACAUUUAUGUGGGGGGAAAUUUGUUA